CGCGCAUGCAAUUAACAACAGUCGCGCUUUUUAUCACCAUCCUUUGUAAUUAGUAUCAAAUUAAAAUGGUAAGAUCAAUGCCAAAUACUCUAGUGGAUUCCAUAAAAGAAUGGGAAUCUUACAUGGAAAAUCUGGAUGAUGAGCGAGCUACCUUUGGAGGAAUAUCAAACAUGCACCAGAAAGGCGAUUUAGAGAAACCUGAAAGCUUUGCAAAAGAUGCUUUUCAAUAUUUUGAUGAAGAAAAUGAGAGUUUGAGUCGACGGAAAACCAUUUUGCUACGGGCGAAAAGAAGGCUUUGCCAACAAGACCUUCUAUGGAAGCAUUGUGAUGAUACAGAGGAGAAAUUCUUGGAAGAAAUGAUAGGAUUACUUAAAAAUCACGUUGAACGGAUGUUAAAAUUCUGUAGGAUGGUUUGCGAAAAAUUGUCAGAAACAUUCCAAACUACAAUGAAAGUUGCCAAGGAUUUCCAAGAUUGCAAACCUUCUCAAGAAUGGUUCUAUUUAUACCAAUUAAAAUAUUUGAAAAAACAAGAGAAAAAUCAGAUUCUUCCUUUCGUUUCCGAAUGGAUAAUCAUGAUACAACAGUAUAUUGACUUAUUAAACGAUUUCGCAGCUAUUCAACAGAAAGUAUUGAAACUUAAAUGA
Molecule: messenger RNA, 644 nt
Organism: Schizosaccharomyces octosporus yFS286
Lineage: Eukaryota; Fungi; Ascomycota; Schizosaccharomycetes; Schizosaccharomycetales; Schizosaccharomycetaceae
Product: meiotically upregulated Mug22
Exons: 1
Coding region: 66-644 (192 amino acids)
Source: RefSeq, a predicted model, not a curated record